AUGUCGCUGACGCGCUCGCGCCCCUCCUCGAAUCGUCAUCGUCAUCGUCAUCGUCAUCGUCAUCGCGCCAGGUGGGUCCAAGGCUCGGAGAAGAGCAAGUGCGACGUGUACAAGUGGGUCGUCGCGACGGACGCGGAGACGGGCGCGGAGGUGGUCUCGGCGCCGAGCGCGCGCGCGAGGACGUUCGUCCCGACGGAGCCGACGCCGGCGCAGCUCAAGGCGCACCAGGCGGCGAUGGCGCCCUCCGCGGCGGUCGCGGGGGGGGGCGUCGCGGCGUCGCCCGCGGCGCCAGCGGCGAAGAAGCGGCGGCGAUAG
Micromonas pusilla CCMP1545 is the source of this 315-nucleotide messenger RNA. RefSeq lists its product as uncharacterized. Bases 1 to 315 code for a protein of 104 amino acids. NCBI's taxonomy places the organism in Eukaryota, Viridiplantae, Chlorophyta, Mamiellophyceae, Mamiellales, Mamiellaceae. The record is from RefSeq and is a predicted model, not a curated record. The transcript has a single exon.